AUGGAGAGUAACUCUAGACAUUCAAUUCUCUACGGAAAUAUAGAAAUACCUACUUCACAUGUUAAUCUAUACGCGUUGGACGAGACUGUUUUACUAUAUGAGCCUACACCUGAUGAAAUAGUAAACGGGGAAAAUCGUAACAUAUUUAACAAUGUUCCAAUAUCUGAUCAAGAAGAGAGCAUAGUGGAAGAUUUUAUGAAGUUUAUCGCUAACGAUUAUGCUUUGAAAAAUGGUUCAAAUAAAGAAGAAGAUUUAGAUUGGCUUUAUUCAAUGGAACCGGAGCUUUUAAGGUUUCUGUAUUCAAGCAAGUUUGAUUUCAAGAAGACUUUGGAACAUCUGCUUAUGAAUUACAAGUUUAGAAAAUCCAAUAUGUUACCGGCAACCCUAAUGGAUAUAGAAGAAGAGUUGAAUCAAGGAUGCUUGUAUUGGUUCGGAAGGGACAAAAGGUGUCGUCCAACUCUGGUGGCCGAUGUAUUCAAGUUACAGCAUCUUUCAAUGGAGAAGUUGGUGAAAGUGGUUGUGUUUUGCUUCGAAUUUUUCCUGAGAUACCUACAUGUUGGUGGUAAAUGCGAGAAUUACAACGUUUUGAUCGAUUGUGAUAACAAAGGAUUUGUUCAGCUCCCAGUCCAGAUGAUAAUUCAGUUGACUGAAAUAAUGAACUCCAAGUAUAGAGGAAGGUUAAAUAGCAUUUUCUUGAUAAACUCACCAAAUUUGAUCAAUAUGAUAAUGAAGUCCUUGAAAGGGGUUUUACCUGAUCGUAUUUUAAAAAAGAUUAUUGUUUUAAGGGAAAAUUCAUCGGAGACUUUACUAUCACUUUAUAAUCCUAACCAACUCCAGAAAAGAUUUGGCGGAUCAUUACCUGAUCUCACCAAAGAUUAUUAUCCAUUUCAGUUCUUCCCAGAUCCAAUAAACACUGGUAUUAAUAACUUUGAUAAAAGCUCAAAGUAUGAUCUGUUCAAAAUACCGCCAAUGACACUUUAUGGUUCUUCCUUGAUACUGAAGAAUGGUUUAUCUGGCCACCUGCUUGACUCCAGUGAUAAAAACUCUGGUAAUUAUUUGCUCAAGAACUUCAAAUAUUUCAUAUUUUCCAAGGAUACUGCUGGACAUUUAAUCAGCAAGGUCCCAGAAUUGAAGGACGAGAUUCUCCCAAAUACCAUCCAGAGCCGAGAAGAUUUAACAAAUUUUGUAAAUAAUUUAAAUUACAAAUAG
Molecule: messenger RNA, 1209 nt
Organism: Theileria annulata
Lineage: Eukaryota; Apicomplexa; Aconoidasida; Piroplasmida; Theileriidae
Product: phosphoinositide binding protein (SEC14 homologue), putative
Exons: 2
Coding region: 1-1209 (402 amino acids)
Source: RefSeq, a predicted model, not a curated record